AUGACUCUCCGACGACAUGCCGAAUCGACCCAUCGUGGCGAUUACUUGAAUUGGUGUAAGAGAGAAGGCUUCAUCUCGAUGCUCCCCAAAUGUUCUCGUGAACGGCGUCUCAAGGCUGUUGAGAAGGCCCAGGCAGAACAAACACAAGUCGACAGUCACUUUGGUCCUGCCCCACCAAAGGUGGAGAAGCAAGCUCCGUACUCCGAUGAACUAUUUAAUGAGGCGGCAAUCCAAUGGUUAAUCGAGACAGAUCAGCCCGUUCAAGCAUUUGAACACCCGGCGUUUAAACGGAUGAUCAACAUCGCUGCUCAGGCAACUCGCGACGUCAAGUUCCUCGACUGA
This is a messenger RNA of Laccaria bicolor S238N-H82, 342 nucleotides long. RefSeq lists its product as uncharacterized. The transcript is spliced from 3 exons. The record is from RefSeq and is a predicted model, not a curated record. The coding region runs from base 1 to 342 and encodes 113 amino acids. Lineage: Eukaryota; Fungi; Basidiomycota; Agaricomycetes; Agaricales; Hydnangiaceae.